CCAGCCCACAUAAGGUUUCCAAAAAAAAAAUGCAGACCGGAGCAGAGCAGACCGCAGCAUUAUAUUCACCCAACGCAGCCGGGUAUUGAUUUGAUUGAUGCGCGAAAUCAAGAGGAGGAGCAGAGCCGAUUUCGAAUUUCGUUAGUCUCUCUUUUAAUCAUAACAAUCAGGUGGUUCAAAAUGGAGUACAGAGGGAGCAACGAUGCGAGCAGAGGAGAUAAAUGGAAGCAUGGAAAGGAACAGGACUCUCUUAUUGAGGAUCUGGUGGACGAGUUUCGGUUGCCAAUUUAUCAUAAGCCAACUGAAAAUGUUGAUCUCGACAAUGUGGAACAAGCAUCUCUUGACACAAAGUUGACAUCAUCUAAUAUUGGCUUUAAGCUUUUACAAAAAAUGGGGUGGAAAGGGAAGGGUCUUGGGAAGAAUGAGCAAGGAAUAAUUGAGCCGAUAAAGUCCGGGAUUAGAGAUCCAAAGUUGGGUAUUGGCAAACAAGAAGAGGAUGACUUCUUUACCGCAGAGGAGAAUAUCCAGAGGAGAAGACUAGAUAUUGAGCUGGAGGAGACGGAGGAAAAUGCAAAGAAGCGGGAGGUGUUAGCAGAGCGGGAGCAGAAAAUUCAAAGUGAGGUGAAAGAAAUUCGGAAAGUAUUUUAUUGUGAUCUCUGCAACAAGCAGUACAAAUUGGCUAUGGAAUUUGAAGCUCACUUGAGCUCGUAUGAUCACAAUCACAGAAAGCGAUUUAAAGAAAUGAGAGAAAUGCAUGGUACUGGCAGCAGUCGUGAUGAUCGGCUAAAGCGGGAACAACAACGCCAAGAGAGAGAGAUGGCUAAGUUUGCCCAGAUGGCAGAUGCUCGUAAGCAGCAGGAUCAACAGCAGCAUGAAGAAUCUGGGCCUGCUUUGGAAUCUAAUGCACCAAGAACUGUCACCGCACUCGCUGACCAGGAUCUGCGGAAGGCUUUGAAGUUUGGAUUUUCCUCGAAGGUUGGAACUUCUAAGAAUUUGUUUGUCGGUGCUGCAAAGAAGCCAAAGGUAGCUGUGGCCUCAGUUUUUACCAAUGAUAGUGAUGAUGAAAAGUGAAGCCCAACUGUAACUAGUGCAUAACCUCAGUGUGUGUAACUUAUGUAGUGCUUUCAUUAAUUGUUCGGUUAGUGUCAAUGUAGUAACACAUUGCCCAUGGCAUCGUGGUUGUCAUCGAAAGGGGUUUAAUAAGUUUAUGGGAGUUCCAGAUACUUGGUCCAAAGAAGAAGUUUUUUAUUUGACAGAAAUAUUUUUAAGAUCAUGUUUUUGUUUUGAUUGCACGUCAUUGAAGGAAUGGUUUUGUUUUUUUUUUUUUU
Molecule: messenger RNA, 1328 nt
Organism: Tripterygium wilfordii
Lineage: Eukaryota; Viridiplantae; Streptophyta; Magnoliopsida; Celastrales; Celastraceae
Product: G patch domain-containing protein 8
Exons: 8
Coding region: 181-1071 (296 amino acids)
Molecular function (GO): nucleic acid binding
Source: RefSeq, a predicted model, not a curated record